This is a messenger RNA of Sander lucioperca (pikeperch), 4406 nucleotides long. Its product is annotated as protocadherin alpha-8-like. The record is from RefSeq and is a predicted model, not a curated record. Bases 322 to 2697 code for a protein of 791 amino acids. The transcript has 2 exons. Lineage: Eukaryota; Metazoa; Chordata; Actinopteri; Perciformes; Percidae. Gene Ontology annotation, molecular function: calcium ion binding. Gene Ontology annotation, cellular component: plasma membrane. Gene Ontology annotation, biological process: homophilic cell-cell adhesion.
UUUCCAUUCUGCUAUAAAAAAAAUACCUGUAGAAACUUUGUUUUCAUUGUAGUGAGCAAUACAAUCGCAUGGUGUCAGUAUGUUAGCAAAAAACGGAUCUAAUCUGUCGUCAUUGAAUUUUGGUUCCACCUCUUUAUAGCCUCUUACUUCGAUACUAGCAGAAUCGCUUGGUAGCUUACUGCUGUUAUCAAAUACAUAUUGUCCCGUGUUUUUAGCAUUUUUAAACAGAGUGAACAUUUACAUAUGUCGGAUGUGUCGGAUUAAUUCCUUACAACACGGUUAUUAAUCCCGCGAGGAAUCCACAACAAUUUGUUUUCAAUCAUGGAACAAAGAGGAUGCGAGGCAAGAAGGGCGAGAAGACGAUGUGUCGGCUGUGUGCUUGCUGUGCUUUUGUGGAGCGUGGCCUCGGCGCAAUUAAGAUACUCCAUCUCUGAGGAAGUUAACGAAGGAACUAUGGUUGGAAAUAUAGCAAAGGAUUUGGGAUUAGAUAAAAGCACGCUGAAAGACAGGAAGUAUCGGAUUGUUUCUACUGCUAUAGAACCUCUUUUCCGUGUAGAUCAGAACGAUGGCAUCCUGUACGUAAGCCAAAAGAUUGACAGGGAAGAGGUGUGCGAGCGAAGCAGUUUAUGUUUGAUAAAUCUGAAAACUGUACUGGAAAAUCCACUGGAGGUCCACUAUGUUGGAGUUGAAGUUCUGGAUAUAAAUGACCAUUCUCCCAGUUUCCCAGAGAAAGAGAAAACGCUGGAGAUUUCUGAGUCCGUGUUACCUGGAGUACGUAUUCCGUUAAAAGCAUCACGCGAUCCAGACGGUGGUCCUUUUUCUGUUCAGCAGUACAAACUUAGCCCCAAUGAUCACUUCCGUUUGGAAGUUAAGGAUAAGGGAGAAGAUGGUAAAAUACCAGUAUUAAUUGUGCAAAAAUCUUUGGAUAGAGAGUCAGCGGGAAGCCACUCAUUAGUGCUGACUGCGGUGGAUGGAGGGAAACCUCCGAAAUCAGGCGAGAUGAAUAUUCUAGUAAAUGUUUUAGAUGUAAAUGAUAACGCGCCUGUUUUCUCUAAAGAUGUUUAUUCUAUGAUGCUCGAUGAAAAUGUUCCAGUAGGUACAACAGUCAUACAAGUGAAUGCAACUGAUUUAGAUGACGGACCGAACGGAGAAGUGAUUUAUUCAUUUAGCAACAGUGUGAGUCAUAGAUUAUUAAAUCUUUUUGAUAUCAAUCCAUCAACAGGUGAAAUAAUUGUGAAAGGUUUGAUAGAUUAUGAGGAGAAGGAAAAAUAUGAGAUUGAAAUUCAGGCAUCAGAUAAAGGUCUGGCUCCUUUAGAGACACAAAAAAGCGUAAUUAUCAAGAUAGUUGACGUUAAUGAUAAUGCACCUGAAAUUGAGGUUACUUCCUUUUCAAGCUCCAUCCCUGAAGAUUCCAGACCAGGAACUACAGUUGCCCUUAUCAGUGUUAAUGACCUGGACUCUGGUCUCAAUGGAAAAGUUAUUUGCUCCAUAGGUGAAGAUGUUCCUUUUGCUUUAUCACCAUCUUUACAAGAAAAUAUGUAUUCAUUAGUGACCAAAUCACCUCUGGACAGAGAGAUACAGUCACAUUAUAUUAUAACAGUAGUUGCAAAAGAUGCUGGUCACCCUUCAUUAUCAUCUGAAAAGACAAUAAGCGUUGUGGUGUCAGAUGUGAAUGACAACAGUCCAGAGUUUUCACUGAGUCCAUAUACUUUCUAUGUCACUGAAGCUAAUGAGCCAGGUACCUCUGUGUUUUCUGUUAAAGCAUUUGAUCGUGAUGAGAACGACAAUGCACUUGUUUCCUAUCAUAUUCUCAGAGAUGGAAGUAAAGAAAAUAAAGUGACUUCAUUUCUCAACAUAAACUCUGAAACUGGAGAUAUUUUGGCGCUAAAAAGUUUUGACUUUGAAACACUGAAGACUUUCCAGUUCCAAGUUGUUGCCACAGAUUCUGGAACUCCGUCACUAAGCAGCAACGUCACAGUGAACGUGUUCAUUCUGGAUCAGAACGACAACGCUCCAGUCAUCCUGUAUCCAGUCAGCUCUAACGGUUCUGCUGAAGGUGUGGAGGAGAUUCCCCGCAAUGUGAACGCAGGACACUUGGUGACUAAAGUCAGAGCCUAUGACGCUGAUAUAGGAUAUAACGGCUGGUUACUGUUUUCACUGCAGGAAGUUACUGACCACAGUCUCUUUGGUUUGGACCGCUAUACAGGACAGAUCAGAACACUUCGCUCAUUCACAGAGACAGACGAGGCUGAGCAUAAACUGGUCAUACUGGUGAAAGACAAUGGGAACGUUUCACUCUCAGCGACAGCUACUGUGGUUGUCAAAGUUGUGGAGCCCAAAGAGGCUUUUGCUGCUUCUGAUGUUAAAAGUGCAACAAAGGAUGAGGAGGAGAAUAAUGUGACUUUUUACCUGAUGAUAACUUUGGGCUCAGUUUCAACACUUUUUCUCAUCAGUAUCAUUGUACUGAUUGCAAUGCAGUGCUCCAAAACCACAGACUAUACUUCUAAAUAUCUACAAGAGACUAAGUAUGAUGGGACACUGUGUCACAGCAUCCAGUACAGAUCUGGAGACAAACGGUACAUGCUAGUAGGACCCAGAAUGAGUAUAGGAUCUACUAUAGUCCCGGGCAGCCAUGCGAAUACACUAGUGCUCCCUGACAGGAGAGGGACAUCUGGAGAGAGAUCAGAACAGAUGUAGGUCUGCACUGCACUUGGCAUCGGUGCUCAUACAGCCACAACAUCUGCUGCUGUGCUUAGGUCAUCACUGCAUGCCUGGAGGAUUGAACUGACUGAGCGGGCAGCGCAAGGCUACAUGCAAGACAGACAGCUAUUAAGUGGAAAACAAGUGAGGACACAGUUGGUUGAAAAUCCCCUUUAAGGUCACCCUGUUGCCUAAAAUCGCCCAGUGAUCUAGAUUUAAUGGGAUGGGGUUGUGAUCUCUCAUUGAUAGAAUGUAUGGUUGAGAAAAAUCCAGAGUCAGCUGUUUAGACAUUGGAUGCAGUCUUAGUAAGAGGAUUGCCUUCUUACAACAAUAUAUCUGCACUGCUCACUGUGGAGUAGACGGGGUAUAAGGCCACAGUUGCCAUACACUUGUCUGAUUAAAUACCGUAUGUUGUAUUCAUUUCUGGCCAUGCAUGGAUGGGAUCAGAUGUUGGCUGUUAGAUGGAUCAAGUCUCUAGCUGAAGGGUUCCUCUUCCCCCUGUGGCUAUUUGCCCAUGUCAUAUCCCCACUAAGCAUCUUGGGUAACUACUAUGCCUUUAUUUAGCAAUAGCAUUCUUAUUUCUCUGGAUGUUCCCUGUUUGGGCAUUCACAACAAGAAAGUUUUAUAGUCAAGCUUAUGUGUGUUUAUGACUUCUUUAAUGUUGCUACACCACAGUAUUGAUAACUUGUCUUUUUCUUUUAAUGCUUUUUUUUAACAUGGUUAGCAGGAGUGCAAACAGAAUUCCACUAGAAUUUGUGUGUCUGUUCAGUUACAAGGCUGUAACUAAAACAACAUUGUCUGAAAAAUAAUACAGAAAAAACUUUGUAUAUAUUUUUGAGUAUGUUUCAUUAGUUGUAUAUUGAGUGUUCUGGUCAAACUGGGCAAACCUUCCUUUGUGAUCUAAUCGUGAUAUUUGUGUCAUGCAAAGAGCAUAUUGUCACUGUGUUUAUUUCAUAAUUUAACUUUAGUUCACGUCUUGCAUGGCCCUCUAGGAAGAUUCUGCAUCUCUUGAACUGUAAGGCAUUUUCAAAAAAGCAAUUAGGUCAGCUCAGACAAACAAACUAUUACUAAUACUAAACUAAUACUACUAAAUAUUUUUUCUUUUUUCUUAAAAGUUCAAAUGUUGAAGGUGCGAGUUUUCACCAGACGUCAGUGAUAGAUUCAACAGCCUUUUUCUAAAAGCAUGAAAAUGUGGUCAGAAUUGUAUCGUAAAGAAAUAUAAAUCAUUCACUGUGCUGAUAUCAAGCGUGUGUGAUCUCAUGCCACUGACUGUAGAUAGAGAAAACGCCUGUUUUAACACUAAUUAAAGCUACAUGUACAUGUAUGUAUGUUUUCUUCUUAUUUUUAAAAUGGACUGACCAUCAUUUGGCUCCUUCUGGUCAUCCUUGAGAGUGUGAACCAGUGAGCUGUACAGUGAGUGAGUCAUCUCAUCCCACAUGUAGAUUUUCAUUUUGUGAAGUUGGUCUGCUGUGUUUAUUUUUAGGUGAACCAUCUGUAAUGGAAACAUGAAAUCAGGAACUUUGGCAUUUAUGGUUAUUGCUAUUAUUCCAUCAUGAUAUUAGAUAGAUUUGGUUAUGUGAUGCCCUGUAGCAAAUCAGACUUGAGUUGUGUAUGUGCUUGUUUAGAUAUGUACUGAUCGCUAAAUGUUGUUCCAUGUUUCCCGCCAUCUUAGUGGGUACAGUCUGUGAAUAAAACAAUGAAACAUG